UAACUAUACGGACGUCAAGGAAAGGUUUCCUGCGAGCGCCGCUCGCACUUCUGGAGCGUGUCGUUUAGGGAAUUGGGGAGGGAGGCGAUCAUUAUGGAUGGAGAAACAGCAGGUGCUGGGGGGCGACUGCAAAAUCCUCCCAGAACAGGCAGAAAACACGGAAACCACCGGAGGAGACACAGAGAUCAGGAUGCAGAUGUUCGCCUCUCCAAGGCUCUUUCUUACGUGCUGCGCCAUGGGGCAGAGAAGCUGGGGCUACAGAUGGAGCUUGAUGGCUUUGUGGAUGUGGCGGAGGUUCUUCACCUGCCCCAGUUUAAGGCUUGGACCCUGGAAGAUGUGCAGCACGUUGUGGAGACAAAUGAAAAGCAGCGCUUUGCUCUACGCCCCCACCCUUCCAGCGGGCAGCUCCAGAUCCGGGCCAAUCAAGGGCACUCGCUGCAGGUGUCUGAACUGGAGUUGAUCCCACUGCUGGACUCACUGGAUUUCCCAGAGGUUGUGGCCCAUGGCACCUAUCUGCGCCACUGGCCGGGAAUUCGCCGCAGCGGCCUCUCGCGGAUGGGAAGGACGCACAUCCAUUUAGCGCCAGGGUUGCCGGGGGACGGAGCUGUCCGGAGUGGAAUGAGAAGCAACUGUGACAUGGCUAUAGUCAUUGAUGUCGCCAGGGCUCUGGCCGAUGGAAUCACGUUUUACCGCUCGGCUAAUGAAGUAAUCCUCACGCCUGGCGAUGCCAAUGGGCUGCUGCUCCCCUGCUACUUCAAGGAGGUCCUACAGCUCAAGCCUAGGCGUGAGUCGGGCAGCCUGCCUCUUGCCACUGGGGCCCGGGAGUGAGUCGGGCAGCUUGCCAUUCAUACUUCUGCAAAACCCAGAACCUUUGAGGGUGUCUGUUGUCCCUCAGCUGUCCUGGUCCUGAGCCACUGGAUGCAUCUACCUCUACGUAAUUUAUGUCACCUACAUUCAUUUCAAUGUAAAGGCCUUAUCCAAACGCUUUUUUAAAAAGCAACUGAUUAAAUAUUGUUUGAAGUGAUGAUG
This is a messenger RNA of Zootoca vivipara (common lizard), 1029 nucleotides long. It is a transcript of the gene TRPT1, whose product is annotated as tRNA phosphotransferase 1. Gene Ontology annotation, molecular function: tRNA 2'-phosphotransferase activity. The record is from RefSeq and is a predicted model, not a curated record. Gene Ontology annotation, biological process: tRNA splicing, via endonucleolytic cleavage and ligation. Lineage: Eukaryota; Metazoa; Chordata; Lepidosauria; Squamata; Lacertidae.